UUUGGGUUCUAAUGGGAUGCUGGCUAGCACAGAAAUGGGCUUCCCCCCUUUCCUGUUGCUAUACUCAAAGGCAACAAACAGCAUCACCUGGGAUCUGGGGAGAAAUGCAUAAUCUGGGCCUCACUCGAAAUCUACCAAAUCCGACUGUGCUUUAAGGAGAUCCUCGAGGGGUUUACAGGCCCAUUAAAGUUUGAGAAGCACCACUAGAGUGAGUAGUGGGAGAUAACAUUGCUCUUCUUCCUUGUCCUUGGGUCCUUUGUCCCCCAGCUGGCUCUAUGUGCCAUGUGUUCUCCCUGCACAGACCAGGACUCCCCCACAGAUGAUGUGCUCCCCCCACCACCCGCCGCCACCAUCACCCCCAGGCCAGAUUGCAUUUGAGUUCAUAUCUGCUCUGAUUUGCGAACCAUUUAGCACUUUGGCUUUGCCAAGUUUAUUUUCCCCAGUCCUUUUUAUCCCUUCAUGAAAUUUUCAAAUGGAUGCUAAACAGGGUAGAAUAUAGCCAAGAUGGUUUGUGAAUGGAAGUUUCUCCCACCCACAGGCUGUGUUCUCCGUCCUGAGUCAUAAGUCAAGGAUCAGGCAAGGCUACAUAAUUAUUUUUGUUGAUGAAACCCUACGGGGCCAAGAUCUAAUUUUCCUUCCUCAAAACAACACGAAGCCCCUCCCAGCCUGGCGGUUUGCCUGACCAUCCCAUCAGCGCCUGACUGUACCUCAGGGGGCCUGUUCAGGACAUCAGAGGGCUGACUGCAAGGCCACAGCCAGUAGAGUGUCAUGUGCCACAGUGUUCUCUGAACAGACCUCAUGGUUAUCUCGUACAAAGUCUGCACUACAAAACUCAGAGUAUUUCUCCAGCACUAUAUAGCUCCGUCCCUGCCAACACUGUUUCACACUAAAAAAUAAAAGAACCAGAGUUAAGGAUUAAGUAAAUAUUACAAGAGACAGCAACCUAGGUCACCUGCUUAUUUUUGAAGUAGGUUUACUUUGUUGGCUAAACCAGGUAGAAAACUUGGAUUAUGCCUUAGUAUCCCACAAUACCCCAAACAGUAUAUUUAGUUUGUUCUGUUGCUUUUGGGUCUUCCAAUAAGAUGAUGUUGUUUUUUUUUUCCUUCCCAGAGUUCACAUCAAAUCUAUAAACUCUAACCAUGAUCAUGUCAAAACAUCAUCACUGUUGAAAAUUAUUAGGGAAAUUGGGAAUAGCAGAGGAGGAGUGGGAAGGGGUAGAAGCCAAAAGGAAAUGAAGUAUGAAGUACUUGCAGCUCUGCCUGCAGUUGAACACAAAGACCUGGAGGAGACUCCCACCUCUUCAGGGAGAAGAAAGGAGGCAGCGAAGCAGAUUAAAGGAACUUGUGGCUUGUGGCCUUUUUGUGCAAGGGCUGCCUGAAAGGGGAGAAAAGUGUAUGAAAGCCACCGUGGCGGUUAAUGAGCUGUGAGAUGAGGCGCUGCUGCGGCCGCUGCUGCUGACACUCGCUCCCAGGCUGCACCCGCUGCCCUUGGCGCUUCAUGUACAUGUGUCUAUUCAGGCCGUGCGGAGGCGUCCAGAAGAGCAUCCAACACGGCUGCCGGGGAAAGACCGCCCACCAUGCCCACGGAGACCCUACAGACAGGUAGCAUGGUGAAGCCGGUCAGCCCCGCGGGCACCUUCACCUCUGCCGUGCCCCUACGUAUCCUGAACAAGGGGCCAGACUACUUCCGCAGGCAGGCCGAGCCCAACCCCAAGAGGCUCAGCGCCGUGGAGAGGCUGGAGGCCGACAAGGCCAAGUACGUCAAGAGCCAGGAGGUGAUCAACGCCAAGCAGGAGCCCGUAAAGCCCGCCGUGCUGGCCAAGCCCCCGGUGUGCCCGGCUGCCAAGCGCGCGCUGGGCAGCCCCACGCUCAAAGUAUUUGGCAACCACGCCAAGACCGAGAGUGGCGUGCAGAGGGAGAACCUCAAGCUGGAGAUCCUGAAGAAUAUCAUCAAUAGCUCCGAGGGCUCCAGCUCGGGCUCGGGGCACAAGCACAGCUCCCGCAACUGGCCACCCCACCGGUCGGAAACCACCGACCUGCACCGUCACUCCUUCGCGGAGUCCCUGAAAGUCUAUCCCACGCAGGGCCGCGGCAGCCCGCAGGAGGGCGGCUCCCACGUGAGCAGGAGACUGCUGGAGCAGUCAGCCGAGUCCUUCCUCCAUGUGUCCCACAGCUCUUCGGACAUCCGCAAGGUGACCAGCGUGAAGCCCCUCAAGGCCAUCCCCUGCAGUAGCUCUGCCCCUCCCCUGCCUCCCAAGCCCAAAAUCGCAGCCAUCGCCACCAUGAAGUCCCCCGAGGCCGACCCUGUGGAACCAGCUUGUGGAGUCAGCCGAAGACCCUCCCUCCAGCGGUCUAAGUCAGACUUGAGUGACAGAUAUUUCCGAGUGGACGCGGACGUAGAGAGGUUCUUCAACUACUGUGGACUGGACCCGGAAGAGCUGGAAAACCUGGGAAUGGAAAACUUUGCAAGGGCUAAUUCUGACAUAAUAUCCCUCAACUUCCGCAGCGCAAGCAUGAUCAGCUCAGACUGUGAACAGUCUCAGGACAGUAACAGUGACCUUAGAAAUGAUGACAGUGCCAAUGACCGUGUGCCGUAUGGCAUUUCUGCCAUCGAAAGAAAUGCCAGAAUCAUCAAGUGGUUAUAUAGCAUCAAACAAGCUAGAGAGUCACAGAAGGUCUCCCACGUGUAAGACAGUGCGUGGAAAGGAGGGAGGGUGGGUCUCUGUGCUUACGCAGUUGUAAAGGUUGUGAGGUCUCCUUGAAGUGUUGUGAGCUUCUCCACUCUUUGUGUUGCUUGUUGUGCAAUGUUUUCAAGUUGCAUGCCUGUCAACAUGGGGACUGACCUGGCUUCCACGUCACCAUCGCUGCAGAGCCUGGCCUAACACGCGUCAUCUGCCAAAAGUUUCAGGCCAGAAUCUAAUUAGGGCUUUGCUCUUAAGCAAAACUGUUUACAUGAAAAUGGUAUACGACUUCUUCAAUAUUUAUGUGGUUCUUGUGUUUUUAUAUCCCGCGCUAUUAUGUCUUAAUUAAAAGUUUUAUCAACUGGCUUUUAAGUUGAGAGCAGAAUCUUUUUGAAAUAAAAAGCCACUUUGCCUACAUGUGAGACUAUUCCAAUGGGACAGUAAAUGGGAUCUGCUACCAAACAGAUAGUGACUGACCACACAUAGAACCAGGCUGGGUUUUCUGUGGAAUAAAGUGGUGAGCCUGACGUUAAUCGUUUACAUGUUGAAAUUCUCUUGCCACUUAGUGAAGUGUCGCUGGGGUAACAAUGCUAAGUUUUGUGUCCAAUUCAGUGUGUAAAUGUUGGUGGUUCUGUGUAAUGCUGACCCCAAGGAAAGACAAUCAGAUAAAAUGAAGGAUGGUUAAAUCUAGGAGGUUGGGUGUUUGGGGGUUUUGUUGAUGUUGUUCUGAUUUGGGAUAUUUCAGAAAUUUUUAAUACUAUCUUUUGACAGAAUGGCCACCCUAAAACAAAUACUGAAUGCCUUUAAAAAAAAAAAAAAAAAAGUUGUGUUUGUUUGUUUUUGUCGAGAACUACUAAUUUCAUGCUGUUUCUUUCUUUCUCCCUUUGUUGUUAUUUGAUUUGAGGGAAGGGAGUGAGGCUUGUGCAGGUUUGAGCUAUCAGAAGACAUGAACAGAAGUGAAAAUACCAGCCAUAUCAGUAGAGCCUCCCAUUCAAAAGUGAACACACUUGGUAGCUGAACCAUAUCUGAGCAGCGUGAUUCUGUUGUCUUGCAUAUGUUACUCUCUCAGGCUGUGGGUCUCUGUUACAGCUCUAGGAAACUGUAGAAUUUCAAUGCUAUGUAGCUUUUCCACCCCAUGGUCUCUAGUGCUGCCUAUCAACUUGUCCCCUUUUUUUCCCAAUAACCUGGCUUUCAGGUGGUACAGUUAGCUGUCACUCAGCUGACUCUAUGAUGUGGCAGCAGAGAGGGAAACCUACAAGUGGUUUGCCUCAUUGCCUUUGCCACAUCUGAAGUUCUCAGCAGCGCUACCUUAGACUUCAUCAGCUAAUAGGAAACUUUUUAUGGUGUAAAUGCUGUAAGACUUUGUACAUACUUCAGUUGUUAUGAAAUCUUUAAAGAAAAAAAAGAAAAAGUUACACUAAUAAAUUGCUCUGGUGCAGGCACUAAUGGUGGUGGUUUCUCUUUGUCCUUCUGUAUUCUCCUUCCACAAAAGUUUGACUUUGGACUAUGAAUCAGAAGCAGAUUUUUGAUAGUUUUGAAGAAACAUUAUUUCAUUAAGUUAUAUUCACCACAUUCCAAUUACUCCAAACACCAGUGUUCUUAAUUGUGGCUCUAGCAAUGUGCUUUUGCUAAAAUGGUUACAUCAGGGUUCCUAAAAUGUGCUGCAGCAUCUCAAUUCACACUUGUGUUAUUUUUGUCUUUUCUUAAACAUCAGGAUUUUUUUGCAUCUUCCACAUGACUCUUCAGUUGUAAAUAUUUAUGCGUUCUCACCUUGGAGGCAUACCUUCGAAAUGUAUGGCUUUGUUUUUAUUUGUACCAUCCCAACAUCCGUACCUUGGCAUGUUUUCACACACUGGCUCCUCCACUCCUUCCUUCAUUCCUCUUGAAAAUGUCACUUGUUGAGUGAGUGACUCCUUCCAGGUAUCAUGGUAGGCACAGGACUUUCAUAGUCAACAACACAGUCUCUGCCUCAAGGAACUUAGAUUUUCCCCUUUAUUUUAAGAGAAAUAAAAUUCCUCUUAGUGGACAUGUCCUAUCUGCUGUAUUUGGACAAUGAGUAUUCCAUGAUUAUUUAUUACAUCAAGUUAUUUGAAAAUUAAUAUUUCUUGCAAAAUUCCAUAUACUACGCAAAUGUAAAAUAAAGCCCUCUUUAAAAGGUAAUUUUCAGAAACAAAUUAUAUGAUUCUCAACUAUUACUGUUUAUAAAUAUUUUCCUUCUCAAAAGCAAAUAUGCUUCCUUGACUCUUUCUCCUGGUUUUGAAUUCUGCCUGGUUUUUUUAUUCAUGUUCAGUAAAACUAAAACCCUGCUUCCCAGAAGAACUAUUUUGGAAUGCAGCUAUGAGUGGGGAUGAUACAAUGUGUUCAAUAUAAUAGAAUAAAAAUAAGUUUUCUAAAAAAAAAAAAAAAA
Molecule: messenger RNA, 5087 nt
Organism: Macaca mulatta (Rhesus monkey)
Lineage: Eukaryota; Metazoa; Chordata; Mammalia; Primates; Cercopithecidae
Source: RefSeq, a predicted model, not a curated record